Messenger RNA from Zymoseptoria tritici IPO323, 332 nucleotides. RefSeq lists its product as uncharacterized. The record is from RefSeq and is a predicted model, not a curated record. The transcript has 2 exons. The annotation marks the transcript as partial. NCBI's taxonomy places the organism in Eukaryota, Fungi, Ascomycota, Dothideomycetes, Mycosphaerellales, Mycosphaerellaceae.
UUACCACUCUCCGGCCAGGCUCUUUCAAGUCAGCACCAUCCUUCUCGACCACCACACUCAAAAUGGGCAAACAAGAAUGGCUCGUCAUCAUCAAAGAUAAACCCAACUCCCUCCCCGCAAGGAUGAAAGUUCGUCCUCAACAUCUCGAAGAACUGAAACCUCACAUCGACUCCGGCGCCAUCGUUCUGGGCGGCGCCACUCUCGACGAACCACUCAAAGAAGGCGAGGGAAUGAAGUCCAACGGCAGCGUGCUGAUCAUCGAGGCGGAGUCUGAGAAGGAGGCGAGAGGGAUUGUGGAAGGGGAUGUGUACUACACGAGUGGAGUUUGGGAG